ACUCAAACUUCGCAACGCUAUAGCUCGUAGCUGCCCUAUGGUAGCUACACAGAAACAGCUCAGAAAGAAAUGUCAAUAUCACAACAGCCAUGUCAAUAUUUGGGUUAGUUGAUGCGUUAGAGUUAACGGGUGCGUCACAUUUGUGAUCGUUGGUUGUUGGGAAACUUGCGGCUGACGUUAAUGUGCAGCGUCAAACAAGCUAGCGACAGUGUUUUAAUGACGAACGAAUGAGCUUAGUGACUUUUGAGCUCGGCUUCUUUGUAGAGGACGGAUAGGCCAGUGUGCAUGAACAUGGAGGAGGCUGUAAAAGACGUUUAUCUGACCCCGGCCUUUCUUCUGUCCAAGGGAAAGCCAAGAGGAGGCACCUGAAUGCAGACGAGUGUGAUGACCUAGGACAAACUGCAGGGGGCACUAAUGCCCUUACCCAGCCCCACUUCAUGAACCAUUGCCAGGGCAACCGCGACCCCAACAAGUGGCUGUACCCCAGGACACUCACUAAACGACGAAGGCAGGCGAUGACUUCAGGACCCCAGCCAAAGGAUGAAGAUGAUGAGGAGGAGGAGAUUGACGAUAUCAGCCUCCUUGCUGCGGCCUUCUCUACGGAGUCUCAGGCAACUGAGGAGGAGCAGGAAGAGGUUGAUGAUUUCACACAAUCAAGUGAUAUGGUGACGUCAGAGGAGGAGGAGGUGGUGGAUUACCUGGAGGGAAUCACGGCAGAGAUGUUUGGGGUAGAUGAUGAAUUUGAACGUGCUUUCAGUGACAUUCACAAUGAGGAGGAGGAGGUGGAGGCCCUCCCCGAUGCUCACUAUGGGCUCCUAGGCAGCAGCAGGGUCCUGCUGCAGCCCCAGGGCUGCAUGCACGACCUACCGGAGGAGGUGCUGAGGCAGGUACUCUGCCACGUCCCCGCCAAGGAUCUCUUCCGCAGCGUCGGCCUCGUCUGCCAUCGCUUGAGGGACAUUGUCCACGAUGCCAAGUUUUUGCCCUUCAGGAAACAGUACUACCGCUACAUGAUGGGAGAGAAGGAGACGGAGAGGGAGAUAUUUUCCAUCCUGAAGAACAGCCGCAUACAACACCCAGCAUCGUCACAGCACAGCAUACGAAACCUCGUAGUUUUAAUGGCUCAGCAUAAGGUCGGUGAGAGGGUGAGGCCCGAGGACGUGCUGGAGUGUAUUAAGAAACAUCGCCUUUUUCCUCAGGCCGAGGCCUCCAUCAGAUUACGUAUUCCUGACAUUCAGAAGUACUUAAACCUCGGCACCAAGGGCCCCAACCCCUAUGCAGCCAUGGCUGUCGUAUUGAUCCUGAGCGAAAGUGUCGGAGACGUGCAGGCCCUGGUGUCCCUGCUCUCCGGCUGCAUGUCGCACACCGGCGUCACCGAGUACCUCAGCCACAUGGCCACGAUGUUGCUAGCUUUGGAGAGAAGCAGGAUCCGGAUAAAUAACAGGUUGCAUUACAACAUCUACUACGUGCUUCACCUGAUGGAGAACGGACCCUUUUCUGUCGGUUCCAGUCAGAGCGGGCGGCCUCAGAUUCAGCUCACCUGUGAACAGCAGCAGAUCCUCGGCCACGACAUCCAGCAAGACGACGUGGUCAAGAUCAUUGCUUUCGCAGGUACGGGAAAGACGACCACGCUGAUCAAGUAUGCCGAGCAGCGGCCGCACCUCCGCUUCCUGUACGUGGCCUUCAACAAGUCGGUGGCGUGCGAAGCAGUGCGCCGCUUCCCAGGGAACGUGGACUGCAAGACCGUCCACUCGUUGGCCUUCAGUGGCGUCGGGCGGAUGUAUCAAGCUGCUCAGAAGUUGACCUCCAACCUGAAGCCGUUUACUGUCAGCGCUGUUCUGCCCAAAGGCCGCGGCGGCUUUGCCAAGGCCAAAGUGGUGACCACAACGCUCAACACCUUCAUGGCCUCAGCGGACCCAACUAUCACGGCCAGCCACGUCCCCAGCGCCCACGUGUCGCUUAAUGGCAAUAGGAAGGAAAUAGAUGGUGAUGAAAGACUGAUGGUCGUCCACGAGGUGCAGCAGAUCUGGAACAGAAUGAAGGAUCUCAAUGAGAGGAAAAACGAGGCCUACUACAUGACGCAUGAUGGUUACCUGAAGCUGUGGCAGCUCCAAGACCCCAAACCCGCUCUGUCUGACCAGUACGACGUUCUCUUCAUCGACGAGGCCCAGGACUGCACACCGGCCAUCAUGGAUGUGAUGCUGUCCCAGCAAUGUGGGAAGAUCCUGGUCGGAGAUCCCCAUCAGCAGAUCUACACCUUCAGAGGCGCCGUCAACGCCCUGCACGUCGUCGACCACACGCACAUCUACUACCUGACACAGAGCUUUCGGUUCGGUGCCGAGAUCGCCUACGUGGGUGCCACCAUCCUCAAAGUGUGUAAGAGGGUCCAGAAGAUUCUCGUGGGAGGAAAGCAGAAGGGCGGUGUGUGUGACGAGAACGCGGACAAGGCCACGGAGGCCGUGAGGACGGGCGUGAGCCUUUGCCUGGGGACGACGGCUAUCUUGUCGAGAUGCAAUCUCAGCGUGUUCAGCACAGCCGUCAGUCUGACGGAUGCCAACCCGCACUGCCGGAUCCACUUCAUAGGAGAUGUCAAAAAUAUCGGCCUGAAUAGGAUCCUGGACAUCUGGCGGCUGAUGCACGGGUCAGACAAACAGCCAAAAUUCUUCAAGGAUCCGCUACUUCGCUGCUUCGCAAGGAACAGCAAAAACGCUGUCCUUGCCCUGAAGACGUACAUUGACCAGACCCAGGACAAGGAGCUCAUGGGCAAACUCAGCAUCGUGGACAAAUAUCGGGGUCGAAUACCUCAACUGGUGAAGCGCCUGGACAGCUGCUUCGAGAAAGACUUCCACAAAGCAGACUUCAUAGUCGGAACCGUCCACAAGGCCAAAGGUCUGGAGUUCGACACCGUGAUUGUCAGCGACGACUUUGCCAAGGUUCCUUUCUCCAUGCACAACUUGCACCACACUCCCAGCUUCUCGUUCGGCAAAAUCCCUGACGAUGAGUGGAACCUGCUGUACGUGGCGGUGACUCGUGCCAAGACGACGCUGAUCAUCACCAAGAGCGUCUGCCACAUCCUCACAGUGUCCGGGGAGUACUUCUUGAAGUCGGAGAUGCCCAGAGCCCUGAUGAAGGCGGGCGGGCCUCUGCCGUGCUCCGUCCCCAACUGUCCCAACUGCAUCACACCUGGCUCUGCGUUCGUCAUGCACAAACAAGAGAUGAAAUUUAUGGAUGAUGUGUCAAAUGGCGGCCCGCUGUGCGAGAGGUGCGUGUGGACACGCGUCGGACCAACCGCCUUCCUCAUGACUGACGACGUCCUCUCGAUGGCUGAAAUACCAGAAAGACUCGACCACGAAGUCCACCACGGUUUCUGAUGCGCACUGUUCGGGACAUGAAAACAGUAAAAAUUCUAAAGGUGCUAUGCCAUCAUCCCUGCUUACCGACUGUGAUUGUGUUUUUUUUUUUUAACUGUUGGGUUUUUUGAGUGUAUUUUUCUCUGUGAGAUACAAAAUAGAUUUUACUGGAGAACUCUGUGUCAUUGUGUUACACUGACUGUGUUCUUUAAAGACUUUUCUACUUUU
This is a messenger RNA of Scophthalmus maximus (turbot), 3575 nucleotides long. It is a transcript of the gene fbh1, whose product is annotated as F-box DNA helicase 1. Gene Ontology annotation, biological process: replication fork processing; double-strand break repair via homologous recombination. Gene Ontology annotation, molecular function: hydrolase activity; ATP binding; 3'-5' DNA helicase activity. Bases 438 to 3368 code for a protein of 976 amino acids. Lineage: Eukaryota; Metazoa; Chordata; Actinopteri; Pleuronectiformes; Scophthalmidae. The record is from RefSeq and is a predicted model, not a curated record. Gene Ontology annotation, cellular component: nucleus. The transcript has 21 exons.